This is a messenger RNA of Egretta garzetta (little egret), 450 nucleotides long. RefSeq names its product ER membrane protein complex subunit 4 (gene EMC4). Gene Ontology annotation, cellular component: EMC complex. NCBI's taxonomy places the organism in Eukaryota, Metazoa, Chordata, Aves, Pelecaniformes, Ardeidae. The coding region runs from base 102 to 413 and encodes 103 amino acids. The record is from RefSeq and is a predicted model, not a curated record. Gene Ontology annotation, biological process: protein folding in endoplasmic reticulum. The transcript is spliced from 3 exons.
GGCCCGGGCCCCCCCCCCCCCCUCCAUCCCGGACGCCUGGGUCUCCUCUUUCUCUGCAGCGCUGCUGGGACGUGGCACUGGCGCCGCUGAAGCAGAUCCCCAUGAAUCUGUUCAUCAUGUACAUGGCCGGCAACACCAUCUCUAUCUUCCCUGCCAUGAUGGUCUGCAUGAUGGGCUGGCGCCCGCUGCAGGCCCUCAUGUCGCUCUCUGCCACACUGAAGGCACUGGAGAGUUCAAGCCGGCGGGCACUGCAGGGGCUGGUGUUCCUGGUGGGCAAUGGGCUGGGGCUGGAUCUGGCCCUCUACAAGUGCCAGGCCAUGGGCCUGCUCCCCACCCGCCCCCCUGCCUGGCUCCCUUUCUCUUUCUUCCCUCGGCAGCGGAUGGAGUUCACUGGGGGGGGCCUGAUCCUGUGAAUGUGCCCACCCAACAAUAAAGGCAAUGGCAGGCUGC